AUGAGACACGCGAUUCUCACCUCGAUCUCCUCGUUCCUCCUCGCAGUGGCAUUAGCAUUUUUGAUUUUGUCCAACGUGUCUACGCCCGUGUCGUCGGGAUUACAUUUGGCCGCUUCCCUGUCGUAUACAUACGGCAUUUUUGGAUAUUGCGACGGCGAUCUGUGUCCUUCGGCAGCCUACCCGGUACUGUUUGGCGAUGUCGACACCGACUCGUCGUGGUUUUUCGGCUCCGCUACCCGAAACACGUUGUCCAAGACGUUUAUCGUUGCGCCCAUUGCCGCGGGUUUCACAUUCCUAGCGUUUGUGUUCACAUUCCUUUCGUUGUUCGUGCAUGCAAGCGCCCUCAAAAUCCUCUCCCUCGUGUUUUCAGUGGUAGCGCUUGUAUCCUCGGCACUUAUUGCAGUGAUGGCAGUGCUUGUAUUCCACCCUCAUGUCGAGUGGGUUGGAUGGCUUCUCGUUGCCGCUGCCGGGUGUUGUUUGGUGGCAGCACCGCUUCUUUUCCUUUCCAUCGGCGUACGUGAAGACCACGACGCCGAUUCCGACGUGGACCAGUAUGCGGGCCAUACUUUUGGCGACAUCUCCAACAUGGACCCCCCUGGCAGGUAUUCUGCGGGCUCUUUGAACGACAUAAAGGAAAACUCAUACGGCUAUGCGGUGGAUCCUCUGGGAAGCUCCAAGGAAUUCAGCUACCGUGGCCCCAACACGAAUGAGUAUCCGGCCGACCGGACCGACUCGCUGAACAAGAGCUUGUUGGAGGCAUUGCCCAAAACUGCCAAUGAUGUCACCAAGCCACGCCCCUAUAUGGCCAACGGGCCGGGCGCCAGCAUCAACUCUUUCCAGAACAACGCCCACUUGGGCACGAACGCCCAGGGGCCCGGCUCGAGUGCCAAUUCGCUCCAGCAAAACGCCUACUCCAGCUUGAACAUCCAAAGCGGGCCCAGCACGCCCAUCGCCUCAAAGAGGCAAUUGGCGCCAAAUGUCGUGCCGAGCGAGGGCAUGACCUACAACAUCGAGCAGCCCGGCGUAAUGCCGCCGUACCCCCAGAAAGACCAUGCGCCUUCGAUAUACAGCCUGCACAACUACGGAGUGUUUGACCAUCACCCCACUGUCGAGGGCCACCGGCCAUUCACAGAGGCACAGGAUGUGGACGAAGCUGCAGAGCGGGCCUCUGUCACACUGGAGAUCCACGCGGACUCGGACAAUGAGUCGGACUUCACGAGUGUUUCGCAAAGACCGCCGAACGAAAGCUAUGUGGUGCCGCGGGUCUCACCCCAACGCAUGCAGCAGCAAAGCUACCAACAAGGCAUGCCGCCACAGGCGUUCCAAGUUCCACAGGGCCAGCUUCCUGCGAGGCCGCAGAAUCAAUAUGCCAGCCAUGUGCCGCCCCAGCCGGGCCCAGGCCAAAGUUACGCGCCGCGAGCGCAAGGCCCAGGGUAUGGGCAGCCGGGCCAAAGCUACGCGCAGCCGGGCCAAAACUUUGGGCAGCCGCAGAUGCAAGCCGCGGCACCGCGCCCGGUGACCCGGGCCACGAUUUCCGACAAUGCUUUGAGCAAUAACCCCGAUUUUGCUAUUGGGUUUUCCGGCCGGAAGAAGCAGGUUGGGCGGCCAGGAUACGGUGCGCCGAGACCCGGAGCGGCGUUCACGCCGAGAACAGGCCAGCGGGACGGGCCUUACGGAAACAUCUAG
This is a messenger RNA of Metschnikowia bicuspidata var. bicuspidata NRRL YB-4993, 1686 nucleotides long. RefSeq names its product Srd1p (gene SRD1). The record is from RefSeq and is a predicted model, not a curated record. The transcript has a single exon. Gene Ontology annotation, cellular component: growing cell tip; cell division site; plasma membrane. Bases 1 to 1686 code for a protein of 561 amino acids. NCBI's taxonomy places the organism in Eukaryota, Fungi, Ascomycota, Pichiomycetes, Serinales, Metschnikowiaceae.